Messenger RNA from Trichomonas vaginalis G3, 162 nucleotides. RefSeq lists its product as uncharacterized. The record is from RefSeq and is a predicted model, not a curated record. Lineage: Eukaryota; Parabasalia; Trichomonadida; Trichomonadidae. The transcript has a single exon. Bases 1 to 162 code for a protein of 53 amino acids.
AUGAUGCCAGAUAUAUACCCGCCCGCACCACCACGGCUUCUUGUUAUGCUGCAUUUCGCAUUUCCAUUGGCAAUAGAGACGAAUGCAUCGUUGAUGCAAUUAUCAUCUUUGUCAAUAUAUGACGAUAUCCUUCCUGGUAAGCCACCACCAGAGGCGCCAUAA